Messenger RNA from Paramuricea clavata, 4581 nucleotides. NCBI's taxonomy places the organism in Eukaryota, Metazoa, Cnidaria, Anthozoa, Malacalcyonacea, Plexauridae. The record is from the annotation of a GenBank genome assembly.
GGGAGAAUUGGAGAAACCUCUGACUUUUCUCUCAUGUCAGGGCUUAAGUCCUGUAUUGCAUUUUAUAUUUCCAUGACUCUGCGUAGGAGGGUGUUCAUAAUAAAGGAUAAUGUUGGUAUGUUGUUAUUUUUAAAAGCAGUACUAAAUAUUAAGUACUUCCGGUAGCGUACGUUAAAUUCGUUAAUGCCCAUGAUCGCCCGUACAUGCCUCAGUUGAAGAGCAGAAGAACAAGAAUCAUAAAGAAACGCAAUACAAGAACGGAGGUAAAUUAUAUUUCACAUUUUACCUUUCCUAGGAAACUUUCCAAAAGCCAAAUUUGGCGAUUUCGCCUCAUCGCAUGUCAACCACUCAUGAAAGUCCCCAAAAGUACCUUCCAUGAACUGACAAUCUGUCUCCAUCACUGCAUGUUUGGCGGGAAAGCAAUACUCGCUUGAAGAAAUACGAGGACAGAAUCGGAAUCGAGUUCGUACAUUCGAGAGCUGUUUACUCAGGCUUUCUGGCGUCCAAGCGAGACUUCCCCAAUCGGAUAUUUUAUCCAAAAACACAAGGGGUUCCUUGGCUAUUUCGAGAAUAUAGCGUUGUAGUUCUUUCUGUGAUAGAUUAAUGUGAACGCGGUCUAUAUCAAGCUUUCGUUUUUUGGGAGCAACAUGUUCCGCCAUUGCUGUUUAGCAGUUUAAAGUUUGAACUAUGUAUUGCUGAGGCAAAGUACUGUAAUUAGUCAUUUAGAUAUUAAGCACUUGUAAACAUAUAUACAUAAUCCCAAACUGCAUGUAUCACGUGCAACACUUUCCGGAAAGUGCUAUUACGAGCCUCGUUUUCGUGAUUGAGAUACCUUGUUACAGGUGGCACAUCAGUGAAUUUAUAAUAAGACCUGUUUAUAAUUUUGUAAUCAGUGUCUCAUGGCAUUGUCUGUUUGAGACUGCAGGCCACAAACAUGCACAGGAAACAAGGCUCUAUAUAGCCAUGGCUAAGUACUUUCCAGAAGGAUGUAUUCAUGGAUGUCAUGCCACAGCUAGGUCAUUUGAAUUUGAAAUCCCCCCCCCCCCUUGUUCAGGGGUAUAGGAACUGGGACACCCUCCAAAUUUUUUAAAAGGACCAAAAGUACCCUUUUUGCGAUGAAAAGUGCCCUUUUUGGACAAGCUAAUGUUGGCUGUAAACAGGGCCGUAGCUAGACUGGAUAAUUGGGGGGGGGGGGGCGGGGCGUUGCAUAUCACGUCUAGCUAUGCAUCGCGUCUAGCUACGGCCCUGGCUGGCUCAGGCUGUAAAUACUAGUAUUUUAUCAUCGAAGGUGCCCUUUUUGUUUCCUAAACACAUUUAGGAGGGCAGCUUUUGCCUGAAUUGGGGGCAACAUAUUAUAAAACAAAAAAGUUACUAUAAUUAUGUUAUAUUUUAUAUAAUAGAAUAAUAUGAAACAGUUCGACUCAAAUACAUGAUCGUCUUAAAUAGCAUUAGUCUGUCUUAUGGAGGAACUUUAAAACUUAUAUUCUUAACUAAAAAUUAAUUAAUGUUAAAUAUAAAACAAUUAAUGCAAAAAAGCUCACCAUUCAAAGGACACCUUUUGGUAUAAUUUUAUAGUAACUGAUUUAUUAAAAAUAGAACCUUUGUAAUGAAUUAAAUGUUGGAGGGAGUCCCCUAAAUUUUCCAGAUGAAGGUCAGGGGGCAUCUUGAAAAUAAAGGUCUUUCAAUUGGGGCAGCUCUAAAAAAUGUUCAAUAUUUCGUAUUUAGCACCCACCGCCCCCCUCCCAUAAUCCAUUGUUAAUGACCAGUCCCUCAUGUAUGCCUAUUUACACAAGCUAGUUAUGUUGUAAAUACUAUUCUCACUGCAUGAUAACAUCAUGUACAUAUAAAUCCAAUGAAAAAAAAUUAUAGGUAAUUUCGAUGUUUUAAAUUUUUACAAAAUUUCGUAAAAAUCAGGGCAUUUAAUUUAGUCAAAGUGGAAGCACUGUCUAAAAUGUUCAUUGUAUGUUCUAAUUGAAACAGCAGCAUGCGUUUCCCAAUUUUCGGGAAAAUUUUAGCUCCCCUUUUCAUUAUCCAAAACUGCCGCUGGAAGCUGGUGCCCCCCCCCCCCGAUUUUUUUAUGCUUCCUGCAGAGGCUAAUAAAAGGGAAGUGAGUAAGUAAGACAAAUUCCAUCAAGGUAGACUUGGCCCUGUGCUCUUGCAAUGAAAUUCCAAAAUUGGUGACCCCCUCCCCUAGGCCCCCUUCCAACCCAUAUAAUAGAGGCAUGGAUAUUGAUUCAACCUGAAUAUGUUCUUAUUGGGGUUGAAAAAUAUUCCCAAAAGUUUAUAAUGCAAUGGAUUUAAUUUUUAACAUUACUGUCUGAACACCCAGGUUAAGCAACUGCGAUCUGAUUGGAAGAUUCCGAACUCCCAAGCACUCUUCAGCUUGGUGGCGUCUGUUCAGUUGCCUUAAAUCGCCUAGUAAAUUACAGUACCUUAAAUCACCCUAAGCCUGUAAGUUGCGGCCUUUUCUCUCAGAUUUUCCUAGGUCGCUAUAGUGCUCUACGUCGCAACGACUAAAGGUUCCCUGGUGGUUCCACUAUACAGUUAUGUAGUGGUUAUAUGAUCUGAGAUGUUCAUAGUGAAGGUUAUGAACAAAAUAUUGUGACAGUGUUUUUUUCUGAUUUAGAUAGAAAAAUUCUACAAUGUACGACAUAAUUGUUUCGAUUAUUGCCAGUCAAUUUGUUAGUGCGUUUUGGUACUCUCCAGUUAUGGUUGGGAAGCAAUGGUCAUGUCUUGCUUUUCCUGGUUGUAGCGAAGAGGAAAUCCAAACUUUGUUAAUUGCCAAUAAAAUCAACUAUGGAAUAGCCAUGAUUUCAAGUGUUGUUCUCACAUUGUUGCUCAAGUUCUAUAUCCUACAGUAAGUUUAAUAUUUACCAAUAUAAAUGCUUUGUGAUUUUCUCCAUUUAAAGACGCGCAUGCAACCAAUAUCACAAUGUUCGUACAUAUAUUGUUCAUACAUUGUAUUGCAAGAAGCAGGGGCAUACCAGUUGCAGGGGGAGAGUAUUGUGCAACUCCCUCCACACAAUCACACGCAUGUUUCGCUAAGAUUGUCGGUAAAAUCAGAAAAUGGAAUGCUGAUCGGUAAAACAUGAGGAAGGUUGUCAGUAAAAUUUUUAUAUGACAUUUUUAUCAAGCACUCAAUGCUGCUGUUUCAAUUGGAUUAAAAUAGUAGUACUUUAGUACAAAUAGUACCUUAUAGUAUAGAGUUUUAAUUAAAUUGAGUCACAUUGUACCUGUUAGAGGAUAUUGAAAAUUUAACUUUAAAUUUCCCGACUUAGAUAGACCUGGAAGGGAAGGGAUAAGUGGGGCAACGCCCUUUUUAUCAGUAACUAAAUGGGGCGUCAACCCCCGCUCCACACACACAGACACUUGAAAUGGCCAAGGAACGCCACUGAAGAGUUGGUACACUCAGUGUUACACUCAGAGCUAGAUUUCACGCUUCCUACACCUAUUUUUGCGAGUGACGCAAUUUUUGUGCCAGUUUGUUGACAAGGAAAAGUACUGGGCAUUUUUGUGCACUGCAUUUCUAACAACAAUCGCUGCCAAUGAUUUUGGCCAUUGCAAGACAUGGUACACGGUGCAUCAUCAAUGAUGAGUAUCCACUGAGUAUCAUGAAAACUACACUGACUACCUGUAUUUUAAUUAUGUCGGAAUUUUACCAAACAUAUUAUAUAUUAAUAAUUUGUUUGGAUAAAUUUGAAAUUUUACAUAGUAGAGAUUUCGGUGAGAUUUCAGUUUUUUAUGCAGACAAUGUGUACGGAAUAUUUUUAGUAAUACAACCUUUCGAUGCAAUGAAUAAAAGUUUCUCGAACAUUUGAAUCAAGUUCCUUCGUUACAAACGAGGUAGGAACGUAGAGGACAUGGCCUAGAAACGAGAUUCCAUUUGAAUCUUACCAAGUAUCAACAAAGUUUCGUGACAAUACAUGGAAGUUGAAGGUUGUGUAUGAAUUACUUGCAGGUCUGUAACCAGUGUUGCUGGAGCGGUAAAUGUUGCCAUUCUGCUUGGAGUAUUUUCUGCCGUUCUCGAAGUCUGCCAUUAUGGAUUUGAAGGACGACCAUGGAAGUUGUUCAUUAUUGAUCACAUUCAUAAUUUCCUGACAAUUCUCGUUAUAAGUUGUUUGCUGGUUGCUCUUUAAAACUCAAGUUACUUGUGUAUACACUUUUGCUUUCUUGCUUUGUGGUAGAAUUAAUGUUAUGGCUACGUUUUACUGAAUAUAUAUCCUUUUACAUGCCACGCAUUGAGCUAUUCUUUGACUGCAUGUGAGAUAAUUUUACCUAGCCUCCUCCCCAGACAUCCGUACAGGAGUUGGAGUGAUCGGAAAAAUCAACUAAACCUAACCAUUGACCCUAACCCUAUAGAGAUGCUUUCGGAGGAGGCUAGCUUAAAAGUGGCGACCCACUCGCCUCGGCGGCUCGUCGCCACUUUUUUGUUCUUCCCUUAUCUAUUUGUUAAAUACAUCAUAUUACGAAUGUCCAAAAAGUGAGGGUGGUGUGACCCUCCGCCCAGGAUUGACGCUCCUUGUGCACAAUGUAUUUUGGGUCAAUCAUAGCACGAGCCAUUAAUUAUUCAGUACCUGUCCA